Molecule: messenger RNA, 1001 nt
Organism: Dicrocoelium dendriticum
Lineage: Eukaryota; Metazoa; Platyhelminthes; Trematoda; Plagiorchiida; Dicrocoeliidae
Source: the annotation of a GenBank genome assembly
GGAAUUUUUCUACCGUUCCUGUCCAAGUUGAACUUGAACUUGAUAACUACAUGGUUGCUGUACCAUAGCAUCACUGUCAAAAUCCCAUUGAUCGUUGGUGGCGUGUUCGACAGUCUCAACGUGAUGACUCAGACUUCGACGCUCGAAGAUCUUGUUCGGCGAUUCCAAGCUCUUGUUCAAGAAUGGAAUAGAAAAAACCAUAAUCUGGAGUUCUGCGCCGAAAAAAUUAGAGAUAUCACAUCCUCUCUUACUCGCUUCGCAUUUUUGCCAAAAGAUGAAAGCGAUGCUUCAAGGCGCGAAUUAUUCAUUGCCCGAGACACUCUUGAGAUUGCUUGCUUCCUUGCUCUUGAACAGAAGGAUAUCCCGCUAUUUGAACAUUACAUGUCACAACUGAAAUCCUAUUACUAUGACUAUAGAACCGUUCUCCCAGAGUCUGCGUUAAAAUACGAGUUGCUUGGCUUGAAUCUCCUGAGGCUACUUGCUCAAAAUAAACUGGCUGACUUUCAUGUCGAACUGGAAAGGUUAUCAAUCGAUGAGAUUACUUCAAAUGUGUACAUCAAACACCCAGUGUCCAUGGAGCAGUAUUUGAUGGAAGGGAACUUUCAACGUGUGUUCCUUUCUAAAGACAACGUACCAUCUAGACGCUACGACUUCUUCAUCGACAUCCUCUUGCAUACCACUAGAAAUGAAGUUGCUUCUUGUAUAGAAUCCGCUUAUGAAAGCCUCUCGCUCGACGAGGCGGCCCGCACUUUGUUCUUUGACAACAAGCAGUCUAUGCUAGAAUUCGCACAAACAAGGAAAUGGGUGCUUGACGACCACAACAUCUAUCACUUUCUCAAAGAUACGAAGCACGUAGAUGACUCGAUUCCCUCAGCAGAUGUAACUAAAGUUAUGCUUGAGUAUACCAAGGAACUUGACCAAAUUAUAUGAUUUUGAGUCGCUUGUUUUGUGACCUUUUUAUGUUCUUUCUCUCUAUAAUACAAAUUACCAGUUCCGUUUAA